CAGGGAUGGGGGCCUGGCCUGGGGGAGUGGGUAUAAAAGCCACAGCCUCGCAGCGACCGGCCAGAGGCCCGUGGCUCUUGUCUUGCCGGGAUGGCUGCCCUCCGUCUCCUGCUCCUCUGCCUGGCGGGACUGGCGUUCGCGGCGGAGGCCGGGCCUGCGGGCACUGGCGAGUCCAAGUGUCCCCUGAUGGUCAAGGUCCUGGAUGCUGUCCGAGGCAGCCCUGCUGUCAACGUGGCCGUGAAGGUGUUCAAGAGGACUGCCGACGGGGCCUGGGAGCCCUUCGCCGAGGGGAAAACCAGUGACUUUGGAGAGCUCCAUGGGCUCACCACCGCGGAGAAGUUCGUGGAAGGGGUAUACAGAGUGGAGUUAGACACCAAAGCCUACUGGAAGGAGCUGGGCAUCACCCCGUUCCAUGAAUAUGCGGAGGUGGUGUUCACGGCCAACGACUCGGGCCCGCGGCGCUACACGAUCGCGGCGCUGCUGAGCCCCUACUCCUACUCCACCACCGCCCUGGUGGGCGCCCCCUAGGACGGAGCCCCGGAGGCCCCGUGCCACUUCCUACGCUGUGCUAGGAGCCCAGGCAGAGGCAAUAAACGUUCUUAUGAAAGCACUUCUCCUCCGGUGG
Molecule: messenger RNA, 625 nt
Organism: Pipistrellus kuhlii (Kuhl's pipistrelle)
Lineage: Eukaryota; Metazoa; Chordata; Mammalia; Chiroptera; Vespertilionidae
Gene: TTR
Product: transthyretin
Exons: 4
Coding region: 91-528 (145 amino acids)
Biological process (GO): purine nucleobase metabolic process
Molecular function (GO): thyroid hormone binding
Source: RefSeq, a predicted model, not a curated record